GCGGCGCUCACUGGGCGCCCGGCUUUCGCCCGCUGCUGCCGCCGCCGCCGCCGCCGGCCGCGGCUGCUCUCCCAAGAUGGCGGCUCCUCCGGGCGAGUACUUCAGCGUUGGGAGCCAGGUGUCGUGCCGGACGUGCCAGGAGCAGCGGCUGCAGGGCGAGGUGGUAGCCUUCGACUACCAGUCCAAAAUGCUGGCUUUAAAAUGUCCCUCUUCCAGUGGAAAGCCCAACCACGCAGACAUCUUGCUCAUAAACUUACAGUAUGUUUCAGAAGUGGAAAUAAUUAAUGACCGAACAGAAACCCCUCCUCCCCUAGCUUCACUCAAUGUUAGUAAGCUUGCCAGCAAAGCACGGACAGAGAAGGAGGAGAAACUGAGCCAGGCCUAUGCAAUCAGUGCUGGCGUCUCCCUGGAGGGCCAGCAGCUCUUCCAAACCAUUCACAAGACCAUUAAAGACUGUAAAUGGCAAGAAAAAAACAUCAUAGUCAUGGAAGAAGUUGUUAUUACACCCCCAUAUCAAGUGGAAAACUGUAAAGGCAAAGAGGGGAGUGCACUGAGCCAUGUACGCAAAAUAGUUGAAAAACAUUUUAGAGAUGUGGAAAGCCAAAAGAUACUGCAGCGUUCACAAGCCCAGCAACCACAGAAGGAGGCUGCCCUGUCAUCCUGAGUCCACACACACGGAGGGCUCUUCCAGCAUCCAGCCAAGGAGGCGGUGGUGGUGGCUCCAGCGGAAGCAGGCCGGGGGAGGGAAGGGAUCCUGUAUUUCCCAUUGGCUCUUGUUAACAAAGGGUCGGCAUUUCCAAAUCUUAGACUUGAACAAACAAAACACCCAACAAAAAAGAACAAGAGAAUAAUUUAAAAGUUGAACCAUUACUUGACUAACAGACUUCGGUCCACCAUGUCCUUUUCACAGCCCCCUCUGGAACGGUCAUCUUGUUAGUUUCAUUUUUGAAAAUUUCUUUCUGGCUCUGCCCUUUCACCUCUGACUUUCCUUUCCUAGUCUGUCCCUGCCAUUCUGUUUUUAUAAGUGGCUACAUUUGCCUUCUGAAUGAAACCUCUACAAGAAACUUCUGAAAGAAACUUCUACAUCUUUUCCAAAAUAAAAGUAACAAGCUGACUGUGAUACUUCAGUUGAGACUAGAACAACA
Messenger RNA from Phyllostomus hastatus (greater spear-nosed bat), 1145 nucleotides. It is a transcript of the gene LSM12, whose product is annotated as LSM12 homolog. Lineage: Eukaryota; Metazoa; Chordata; Mammalia; Chiroptera; Phyllostomidae. The record is from RefSeq and is a predicted model, not a curated record. The coding region runs from base 77 to 664 and encodes 195 amino acids. The transcript has 5 exons. Gene Ontology annotation, molecular function: RNA binding.